This is a messenger RNA of Staurois parvus, 329 nucleotides long. Lineage: Eukaryota; Metazoa; Chordata; Amphibia; Anura; Ranidae. The record is from the annotation of a GenBank genome assembly.
CAUUCACUAUAUUUGGUCUCCCACAACCCUGCAUUCACUAUAUGUGGUCUCCCCAGACCCUGCAUUCACUAUAUCUGGUCUCCUCGGACCCUGCAUUCACUAUAUGUGGUCUCCCCGGACCCUGCAUUCCCUAUAUCUGGUCUCCCCGGACCCUGCAUUCACUAUAUCUGGUCUCCCCAGACCCUGCAUUCACUAUAUGUGGUCUCCCCGGACCCUGCAUUCACUAUAUCUGGUCUCCCCGGACCCUGCAUUCACUAUAUGUGGUCUCCCCGGACCCUGCAUUCACUAUAUCUGGUCUCCACAGUACACACAACAUGGAAAUACAAUUU